AGCACUGAGGCGCCGGGGAGAGCGGAGGAGACGAUGCCUCGGCUCCUCGGGAAAACUGGGCUUCUCGGCUUUGUCCUGCUCACGCUGCUGCUACCCGCCGGGAGAGGGCUGCCCCUGAGAAAGUUCCCAGGAUCCGAAUCCGGCCUCCCAGGGCCCCAGGACAGGAGCCACACCAAGCCAGCUGAGGUUUCUACCUCACCUGGUCCCAGGUUACCCCAAGAAGAGGAGGAGGCGCCAUUGUCCUCCCGGACCAGGAACCAAGCUGGUCUUCGACGACAUAAGCGCCGUGGCAUAUCUCAACCAGUGAACCCAACCCAUCAAAGUCCAAAGGAUGGUGAACCUCCUACUACCCUGGAAACUUCUCCCUUCCUAUUGGAACUUCAGAGCCUUCCUGGAUUGGCUGAUGUAGAUCUCAGUGCCCAAAACCCCAACAUUCAGGUGACCAUUGAGGUGGUAGAUGACCUGCAGGCUGAGAUGGAGAUGGACUUGUUGACAGAAACCAGUGAUUACUGGUCCUUGGGCUCCCCCAGCUGGCUUCCUGCCAAAGAGCUUUUCUGGCCUCUGUUCUGGGGCUAUACAGAGGGUGAGGAGGGAGGAUCUGGGCCCCAGCCAGAGGGGAAAGCCCUCAAAGAGGAAGAGGGAAAGGAGGAGGCCAAUGAAGAAGACUAUGCUGCAGAAUAUGAGGAGGAAGAAGAUGAAGAUGAAGAGGGAGAGCCUAUGCUGAGUGGAGUAGGAAGCAACUGGAAUCAAAGGUGGCCAACACCAAAGACUUGGGACUUCAUGGAGAAAUAUAAUUAUGAUUAUGAGAUGGAAGAGGAAUGGAGCCCCUGGUCCUCUUGUAGUGUCACCUGCAGCAGUGGCACUCAGAAAAGGACCCGCUCCUGUGGCUAUGCCUGCACAGCAACAGAGUCUCGAAUUUGUGAAUUGCCUCGAUGCCCUGGAACAGAAAGCAAGACAGGCUUUCCCAGUGAGGAUUGGCUGCCAGAAGUCCACAAUGACACCCAGAUGCUUGGCUCAGAUGUGGACAGCUGUGAGAAAUGGCUAAACUGCAAGAGUGACUUCUUGGCCAAAUACAUGAGCAAGGUGCUGACAGACCUGCCCAGCUGCCCAUGUGCCUACCCUCUGGAGGCUGUGUAUAGUGCUGUGAGCCUUCCCGAUGAGCAGCAAGGCAGAAGCUUCCGCUGGAGGGAUGCGAGUGGCCCCAAGGAGCGUCUGGAUGUCUAUCAGCCCACUGCCCGCUUCUGCCUGCGCUCCCUCCUCUCCUUGGACAGUACCACACUGGCUGCCCAGCACUGCUGCUAUGAUGAGGGCAGCCGACUGCUGACUCGUGGCAAGGGGGCUGGCGCACCUGACCUCAUCAGCACUGACUUCUCCCCAGAGCUACACUUCAAGGUGGACACCCUGCCUUGGAUCUUAUGCAAAGGUGACUGGAGUCGUUAUCAUGCAGCAAGACCUCCAAACAAUGGGCGGGCCUGUGCUGACAACCCACCUGAGGAGGAAUACCUGGCCCAGUUACAGGAAGCCAAAGAGUAUUAACCUAGGGGUCAGGGAGGCCCAAGAAAAGGAGGAUGAAUGGAGAUUUGGCUUUGUCUCUGGUGGCUGGGCCAGAGGCGAUGGGGGUCCUGUUGGCUGCUGCCUAGGAAUAUCUGGAAAAGGGUAGGAUAAGAACACCUCACAACUGGGGUGUCUAUGCUAAGG
Gracilinanus agilis (Agile Gracile Mouse Opossum) is the source of this 1698-nucleotide messenger RNA. RefSeq names its product isthmin 2 (gene ISM2). Bases 34 to 1536 code for a protein of 500 amino acids. The record is from RefSeq and is a predicted model, not a curated record. The transcript has 6 exons. Lineage: Eukaryota; Metazoa; Chordata; Mammalia; Didelphimorphia; Didelphidae.